Bombus impatiens (common eastern bumble bee) is the source of this 1741-nucleotide messenger RNA. Its product is annotated as WD repeat-containing protein on Y chromosome-like. The record is from RefSeq and is a predicted model, not a curated record. Gene Ontology annotation, molecular function: protein binding. Lineage: Eukaryota; Metazoa; Arthropoda; Insecta; Hymenoptera; Apidae.
AUGUCGAAUUUACUAAUUAGCAGCAAUUUCAGUAGUAGUAGUAGUAGUAAUUUCAGUAAAAAUAUCAAAGAGGACUCGUAUAUUGUACUUGGAGGUAUGAGUGGAUCUGUCAAAGUCAUGUCUUUUAGUCCAAUAGAGAAAGAACCAUUUAUACAAGAACCUCAAUGUGAUAGUUUAUUUAUUCACUAUGAAUCUGUUCUCAAGAUAAAUAUGAAAGGAUUGAUAAUUGUAGAAUUUAAGAAUGUAUAUACGGAUUGGGUGAAACAAGUAGCCUAUUAUGGAAGUUUAAGAGCUUUCAUGUUCAGCAGUAGAUGUUGUAAUUGUUCUUUAUUAUUUAGUGAUCUUACAGAAGCAAGGAUUCAAUACAAAUUCAAAGUUAACAUGGGAAUAUCUUGCUUCACCUUUUGCGACGAGGGUCAGUUAUUAAUAACCAAUAGACCAGAUUGCAUAGUGCGGGUUUGGAAUCCUUUCGUGACUAGAAGAGCAAAUAGUACAUUCCAAGGUUAUCGUGCACCUAUUUGUGCCUUAAUUGUACAAGAUGCUGGUAAACGCGUGUACUCUCUUUCGAAAGAUGGAUGUAUCGAAAUGUGGGAUGUAUUAACUCAAUCUUGUAUUCAGACAUACAAUUGGGUGAACAGCGAAUUUGGUGAACAUACAUCAAUGACAGUGGUGUACAAUACAUUGAAUCGUAAAAUGAUCAUUGCUAGCUCAAUGAUCGCAGCGAUUCUUUGCGAUCCUAAAGUCAACAAAGAUAUAUCUGAUGGUUUUACACAUAUAAAAUCUAUCAGCCGCGUUUUAUAUAACCAUCUCUACAAUGUGGUAGUUACGGCAGGAUUAGAUUCUUGUAUAAUAAUUUGGGAUCCAUGGCUUGGAAAUCGUUUAUUCUUAGUAACGCAUGCACACAGUAGAUUAUUAUAUGGUGAAUUUCAUGACAUUGAAAUUGCUGCUGCUUGUUUCGAUGAAUCUGAACAAUUACUAGUAACAGGCGCUCGUGAUGGUACAUUGAAAGUUUGGAAUUUUAAUACUGGUACUUGUUUGCGGAACAUUGCUCUUGAAACUCAGUGUGAAACAACCAGUUUAGUUUGGCUGGAAAAUCGAAUCUUAUGUAGUAGUUGGAAUCGUCAAGUCGUAGAAUUUGCAACUUCUGGCGCAUAUGUAUAUAAAAAGAAUUGGGGAACGAUACAUGCUACGGCAACUUUUAAUGGAGAGAUAAUACUUUGGAGAUUAGAAACGGGUCAACCGUAUCGAAAAUAUAAAGUUAACGAUCCAAUGUCAAGAUUUAGGAUAAGAUACCACGAAGAUGAAAUAACGUAUAAAAUAAAAAAAUCUGAACAGAAAGAAUUCAUUUCGAAACAGAGGCAAUAUCCUACGGCUUCUAAACAGCAAGAAUCUGCAUUGAAUAUUGCAUGAAUUGUUGCUGUUCGAGCUACGUUAUUUUUAAAUGUUCGGCCGGUUAAGUCUGAUGUUGGAACAUUGUUAGUUUCUCUUAAUUCAGGAUAUGUACAAUUGUGGUCUCAUCACCCUGCUAAUGGAUUUCUACAAGCUUUUACAGUUAUGUAUUCUAUACGUGAUUGUGCAUUAGCAUUAGCAACUGAUCCUAAAACUCAUUUUCUUGUAACGGGACACAAUGCCGGAUACAUUAAAGUUUGGUAUCUCGCGAAUUAUUACAUAAUAGUGAUAAUAAGUCAAAUCUAAUAAAAUUUACUUCUCGUUAAAAAGUUCAGUCGUACCACAACAAUUA